Messenger RNA from Limanda limanda (common dab), 1782 nucleotides. Its product is annotated as leucine-rich repeat transmembrane neuronal protein 4. The coding region runs from base 1 to 1782 and encodes 593 amino acids. Gene Ontology annotation, molecular function: protein binding. Gene Ontology annotation, cellular component: plasma membrane. The record is from RefSeq and is a predicted model, not a curated record. The transcript is spliced from 3 exons. NCBI's taxonomy places the organism in Eukaryota, Metazoa, Chordata, Actinopteri, Pleuronectiformes, Pleuronectidae.
AUGAGGAGGAGCCGACACCGCGCAAAUAUGGGACUUCCCAUGGUUUACAGAUGGCUUGUAUUCACAGUAGUGGUGCCCACCUGGCUGCUCGCUGCUCCAAGCGCCAUCCGUGAGCGCCCCUGCCCCCAGAGCUGUAGAUGUGAUGGGAAAAUAAUAUACUGCGAAUCCAAUGCCUUCCAUGGCGUGCCAAGCAAUGUGUCUGUAGGCACACAGGGUCUGUCCCUGCGCUACAACAGCCUCAUGGACCUCAGAGCUCACCAGUUUGCAGGGCUGAGUCAACUGGUUUGGCUCUACCUGGACCAUAACUACAUCAGUGCGGUGGACGGCCAGGCUUUCCAUGGGAUACGCAGGCUCAAAGAACUGAUUCUGAGCUCGAAUAAGAUCACACAGCUAGAAAACAAUACUUUCCAUGACGUUCCCAAUUUACGUAAUCUGGACCUUUCCUACAACAAACUGCAGGUUCUCCAACCCAAGCAAUUCGUGGGUCUACGGAAGCUGCUGAGUUUACACUUGAGGUCAAAUUCCUUAAAAACGGUCCCAAUGCGAGUGUUCCUUGACUGUCGCAACCUGGAGUUUCUUGAUAUCGGCUACAACAGGCUACGGAGCCUCACACGUAAUGCCUUUGCAGGGCUCCUUAAACUCAUCGAGCUUCAUCUGGAGCACAACCAGUUCUCCAAGAUAAACUUUGCUCAUUUCCCUCGCCUGACUAACCUGAGGGCGCUCUAUUUACAAUGGAACCGUAUCAAGCUGCUAACCCAGGGCCUGCCGUGGAUGUGGACUUCCUUGCAAAAGCUGGAUCUUUCGGGAAAUGAACUCCAAGAGCUGGAGCCAAGUACAUUUCAAUGCCUCCCUAAUCUUCAGACACUUAAUCUGGACUCCAACAAACUCACCAAUGUGUCUCAGCACACGGCGGAUACUUGGAUCUCCCUCACUACCAUCAGUCUGGCUGGUAAUUUGUGGUACUGUAACCCUAACAUAUGUCCCCUGGUGGCCUGGCUCAAGGCCUUUAAGGGCAACAAGGAGACCACUCUGAUUUGUGCGGACCCUAAGGAGGCACAAGGGGAGAAAGUGACUGAUGUGGUGGAGACCUAUAAAAUCUGUACAGCGACACCGAGUCCCUUCCCGUCGACAACAUCGCGCCUCACUUCUGCGUUUCCAGCUGAGUUGCUGCCUCUCUCUACGCUGUCGGUGCCGGACAACAAGCUGACCUGGAAUAGGACAACCUCCCCAGCUCUGUCCGAGGUCUCCCCCACUAUCCCCCUGCCAGACACUGAGUACGUGUCCUUCCACAAGAUCAUAGCUGGUAGUGUGGCUCUCCUCUUAUCUGUGACUAUUAUUCUGCUGGUGAUCUAUGUGUCAUGGAAGCGCUAUCCCAGCAGUAUCAAGCAGCUUCAGCAGCGCUCAACGGUUAAAAAGCGCCAGAAAAAGUCUCGGGAGACUGAGCGCUCCCUUAAUUCCCCCCUGCAAGAGUACUAUGUGGACUACAAACCUUCACACUCAGAGACUAUGGAUGUGCUGGUUAAUGGGACAGGACCUUACACAUACACCAUCUCAGGCUCCAGGGAAUGCGAGAUUCCACGGCAGCUGAGUGCUCUGACGUUGUACAGGUGUGAGCCGUCGCUUCUGGAUUACUGCCAUGCCCACCUGUCGCUGCAGCUCAACGUGGGCAUGGAGCCCCCAACUCAGGCGUCUGGAGGUCCGGGGCCAGCCGGGUACCACCCGGGCCUAAUCCCCUCCAAGCCUGUGCUGCCUUGCCCCCAGACCCACUCCCUCCACCAGUGA